AUGCCUUAUCCUCUCGCUACUCACGUCCUUACCGUGGACCCCAACGUUAUCCACAAGGUCGACACCUCAAAUCCUCAGAAUCUCUACAGCAUGUGGACCGUCUUCGCAAAGUGCGCAGAGUCUGUUGAGCAGGGCCGCAGGUUAGAGAACCUCAGCUGGCGCAUGUGGAACCACGAGACCUUCUGCUGCGCCGAGGAGGAGCAAGAAGCCUCCAUCACCGCCACCAGCCAACCCAGAGAAAUCCCCCAGACCAGCAGGUUACAAGACGUCCCUCAGCUGUCUGGCAGCGUCGACUCCGAAAACGAAGACGAAGCCGUCGAGUUCACCUCCACCUCCGCCCCCCUCGAGAUCCGCCCCCGCAUCCAAAGACAAGACUCCUGCGCGAGCAACCGCAGCAGAGGCAAGGAGCGCCACAUCACCGCCGGCGAUUUUGAGAAGAUGGUCGUCUCCAUCAUCAAGGAGAACGAGCCUCUCUCUGCCCCUCUCCCCCAGAUCGCAUCACCUUACAUGCCGCCUCAGAAGGAAACCCCCGACCUGGCUCCCGCCUCGCCUUCCUACGAGCACUCUGGAUCUACUACCACCGAGUCUCCUUGCAAGUCUUCAGAAGAGGAGCACUCCCAAGAGCCUCCAUCUCCCGAGAUCAACUCCCGUACCACCGUCGUCCGCGGCUUCUCUCCUUCCCAAGUACCAAUCGCCCGCCCUGUGCCGGCGUCUGCCAAGGUCAUCUCCCCUGCUGCCAUUCCCGAGCCGAGCUCUUCGCCUGCCGCCAAGCGCGUGCAGUCAAAGAAGCAGCCCAUGUUCGCUCUUGGCGGUUCUUGCUCCUCCAGUGAGCAGGGACAGAGCGUUGAGCAACUGCGCCCUAUCCCGGCACCUGCCCCCAAGCGCAAGAUGUUCCAGGUUGGCGGCUCCUCUGAGGAGGACAGUUCCCUGAAGAGCGCCCUCGCUUCGGGCCCUAGCUCGCUGCUCACCGGCCAGAAGAAGACCACUUCCUUUGCCGACCACGUCCUCACCAGCACCAUUAACGACAACUCUGCCAUUGCCGACGACUCGGACACCGACUACGUCGACGAGAGCGCCAUUGACGACGAGGAUGACUCUUCCGACUGGGAAGACUCGAUCGAGGACAGCAACAAGUCUAGCAUUGACGAGAAGACCUUCUUCCAGCGUGUAGACUCAAAGGUCAACCUGACCUCGCGUCGCUCGCUUAUUACCCUCAUGAUUGAUCAGCAGAACGACCGCGGCCGCGUUGGCAACAUUGCCUCGCAGUCUACCUCGGCGCUCCCUUGGACUCGCACUAGCCAUCCGGCCCCGCCUACCUUGGCUGUCUCUCCGAACGACUCCGAUGAUGCUCCUCUGAUGAUGAAGCGUGGUAACCGAUCCUCGCCUCUGAAGCCCAUCACCGAGGUGCCUCGGUCCGCUGCUCAGCCUAUCACCGCGACUGCCAGCCACAGCCACCUGCAGGCCGCCCUCUCUCCCCGAACCACCCGACGCAACAUGCUCGCGACUGAGCUUACCGAGUCUCUCCGACGCAACCUCCUUUGGGAGCGUCAGCAGAAGUCCUCUACUGCCAAUGCAGUCCUCAAGCGCCGCCACACCUCCCACGACGUCGCGAACCUGAAGCAGUACCCCGAGAAGGCCUACAUCAACAAGAAUGAGGAUGUUCCCGUCGCUCCUCAGUACUUCUCCAAGGACACUGACAACUUUGGCGGUUACCACUCCAAGGGCUGGUAA
Molecule: messenger RNA, 1731 nt
Organism: Colletotrichum chrysophilum
Lineage: Eukaryota; Fungi; Ascomycota; Sordariomycetes; Glomerellales; Glomerellaceae
Exons: 2
Coding region: 1-1731 (576 amino acids)
Biological process (GO): regulation of nitrogen utilization; negative regulation of transcription by RNA polymerase II; mitochondria-nucleus signaling pathway
Cellular component (GO): cytoplasm
Source: RefSeq, a predicted model, not a curated record